Molecule: messenger RNA, 5142 nt
Organism: Leptomonas pyrrhocoris
Lineage: Eukaryota; Euglenozoa; Kinetoplastea; Trypanosomatida; Trypanosomatidae
Exons: 1
Coding region: 88-5142 (1684 amino acids)
Source: RefSeq, a predicted model, not a curated record
AGAAAGCAGCGUGCGUGUGUACGUACCUGUGUAUGUCUGUGGACGAGCUAGGGGCGUAACAGAAAUCAUAGGUCUUGCCUCAUUUCCAUGAUGCUGCGACAGGGACAACCCGCCAAGCGGUGGGGUGCGUUGUGCUUGCUGGCAGCUUACGUUGUUAGUGUCUCCAUACUAGUCGUCUAUGCGGCGGGCAUCAAAAUUACCGUGCCAGAAAAGGACGAAGACUGGCCUUGGAAGCCGCAGCUUGACUUGUUUGUUUCCGAUACAUUCUUUACCGGCGAGGCGGAGCUGCACGACGCGGAUCACUGGCAGGUGCUGUCCCAGGUAGGGGCCCCGCUUCGCAUCGCCGCCGACAGCAGUUAUGACCUAAUGCAGCUACUAGAACUCGUCAGCUUCAUGCGCGCUGACGGCAAGGGCACGUGCCCUUUCUACACCACUCCCUAUCGCCGGAUGUAUUACUGGUUUCACCCAGACGAGCUGGCGCUGUUGUACGGCGAGGCGCGCUGGAUUGCGCUGCAACGCCUACAGGAGCCGAAAGCGUGGUCGCUGGUGCUGCACGAGACAGUUGGCCCCGCCGUCCGUGCGGCGGAGGGGUUUAUCGAGCACUUGAAAACGGCCGAUCUUCCGGGGCAGCUUCUUUUACGCUUGCGGGAGAGCAAUGGCAACACCCAGACGCUGCACGUACCGUUGGCAGACUUUCGCGUGUCUGUGCGCAUCAUCUUCGCGGGGCACCCGUUAGAGUACCGCCUGCCGCAACUGACGGUGGACGGGGAGGCGGUGGGGCGACGCCGACACAUUCAGCGCUUCCUUCACACCAAGCAAAAGGUCGAUGCCCAGGUGGCGGAGUUUGACGCGGCCACCGUGCGAGCGCAGAACAGUCUCCGUGCUUCCUUGAUGGAGUUGCAGCGGGAGGAACAGGACGCCUACGACACACACGCCCGAUUUAAAGCACGAUACCAGCGCUUUUUGUUGGACCGGCAGGCACGCCGUGAAGCGGCGGAAGCGGCGAACGAGACAGAGAGAGCGGACCGGUUGGAUGGGAAAGGCGUGGCGGAUGCGCGGAAGGGUCCGCUGAUGACAUCGUCCUUGUUGGAAAUCCACGCCGUUGCUGGGCAAGUGCGCACAGCGGAGGAGCGGCGCGGCGUGUCGUGUCGCAAGAUCUACGCCGCGUGGGACACGCUUCGCGGCAGCGGGGUGCGCUGGGAGCACGACGGGCGCGCGACACAGCUGCGUCGAUUACACGCCCGACACGGGUGCCGAGACGACCUGGCACCUCUUCAGCGUGCGCUCCACGGCAGCCCGUCGGCGGGGGAAGCCGACGAGGACGGCGAUGCGACGGUGGCGGAGUUACACCCCACGGCGAGACAGGUGUGGGUGGGGAGUGUGGCGGAGAUGAUGAUGCAGCGGGAGAAGUCGGGUCGACCGCCGACCAUUGCGCAGCUUUAUGCCGUGCUCUUUGCUGUGUGGAAGGCGGCGGCAGGGGAGGCGACUACUAAAAUGGCGAACGAAUCGUUUAGCGCGUCUGGCUUUGUCCGUUUCGUGGAUCAUUUCGUGGAGAGCGGCGAUGCGGUGGAGAUGGCCGGCGGGUGGCUUCCUCGCUUCGUGCGGGCAGAGCUGCAUUACGUCGUCGGCAUUCUCGACCUGGUCACAUAUCAGCAUCUCAAAAGCACCGCGACCAGGCAGAGCGCUGACUGUGAAGCCGACGGUGUGGUGCGCGGCGUCGUGCAGCUGUACGAGGCCCUCAGCGCCGGCUCGCACCACGCAGCGGGGGCGCUAGCGACCCUCCGCGAACACGGCAUCUUUACGCGCCAGCACACCAAGGCGGCGAUGCUGCUGCUGCUGCAGUCGAUGCGAGUGGUACCGUCGCACCUGCUGCGGCAGCUGCUGUUGAGCGCGCCUCCUUCGCCGACCGCUCCCUCGAGUGCGCCAUCGCCCUUUCCCACGCUCCACCAUCGUGCGCUGAAUGCGCGCGGCCUCGACGCAUCACGGCUGCUGCGCUUCGAGCAGUUCUACGCGGUGGAUCACACCAUCCGCGAGGUCGACGACCCAUUCAUGACGCGAGCGGGCAUCACGACUCUUGUGGCGGUUUCCAACGAGAACAUCCAGUCUACCGACGACGCCCCCGAACUGGAGGACGUCUACCGCGAGGCAGCGAUGGAGCGGGAACAGGAGGACUACGAAGGCAGCAUCACCGUCCGUCUGAGCCGGCGCGUCCUGAAGGCAAAUAUGUUGUUUUCUGGCUUUAAAGACACAAAGCUCGACCCGCACGAGGCGCAGUGUGAGUUGCUCGUCGUCCUCCGUCGCCUCGGCUACUUGUGCGACUUGAAUGUGUCUUCGCUGCACUCGGCAGACCGGUCGAUCAGUGGGCGCCCCAGGUACCUUGAGACGAGGAUCGGUGUGCCACUGCCGGACUCGUGCGUCGAACACGAUACAGAGCUGUACAGCGUGCUCGGGAACACUCGCCACACGCUGCUGCUCUGCCCGGGCAGCCAAGACGCAUUCGGGCACGGACAUCCACGCGAGCAGGUGCCGACCUCGGAGACGCUCUUCGCAAUGUUGCACCAGGUGUUGCUCUCCCUCAGCUACGUGCACCUCCUCCACACCCACAAGUACGAGCUGAGCCACAUGUACGCCGCGCUUUCCGUGGAAAUGUCGAUACGCCUGCAGCGGUUGCUCGUCAAGCGGCUGGAUCAGGUUCGCGAGACGGUAGAUCGGUUCGCGAACGUGUUCUCCAAGGUGGAAAAUGCCACGCCGCCCGCACCAGUGUCGCCGUACGGGGCGCUGCGCAUGUCUGCGGAAGGCACUGGUGCGGACGCGUGGGCAGCUGCCGCCAUCAUGGAGGACAUCGAGAACGGCACGGAAGACUAUGGCAAGGAGGUGCCGAAGCAGUCGCCGUCACGGUCGUUGGAUGAGCGGGCGCGACGUGCUGUAGAGCGCUGCCGCAGUGUGACGGACUCACCGUUUGUCAUCACGGAGUCCCUCCUGCUGCUUGCGCUGAGUCGAUGGGCGAAGCGCGGACCUUUGGUGGGCAACGCGGUGGAGGUUAGCGCGGUGGAGCAGCAGCUCUCGGCGUGGACGAUGGAGCCGUUUCAGCUUCUGGGCCAGUUGCUGGGCUCGGCCGACGCAUCGAACCAAAGAGCGGAACAAAACGAGUCGCGUGGAGGAGGAGAAGUUGUGGAAGAGGCGUUGCGGGACUUGAAGCGGUCGGAACCCCCCAACAGCCCGGCAGACGCCGCGUUGUUGCCGCACAGCCGUGACGCCGGGCGCACACCGGCGCCCUUGGACGUGCACGCGUUGUUUCUCAUUUGCCUGUCCGCCAUGAAGCGGUGGAAGAGCGACUUUCCCUCUGUGCAUUUGCUGGACUCAACGUCCUACUCCGUUCGUCGCACCGAUCCAUUUGUGAUGGCGUCGUUUCUUCUGCACGCCGAGGACGCCACAACGCACGCGCCGUUGAUCUCGAUCCCGAAGCUGCGCGACCUCGCCGUCGCCGCCUCGCCGCAUUUCCUCGGUCAAACCCCGCACUUCCUCCCUUUGGUGGACGACACCGUGGAGUCGUACGCGGCACGGCUGCUGCGCUUUGCGGCACGCCACAUCCACGCCCUGGAGCCCACCGUCGAGCUGCUGCGCAGCGGGGACUACGGUGUCGGCUUCACGAUGGACAACACCGCGCCUUCUUCGACGGCGGGGCUGCGGCGCCACGGCGUGGUCGACGACGCACCACCGCGCCGCUUUCGUCUGCAGACGCUGCGGCGGGUGAAGCAGCAAACGAUCGAGACGGCCGACCUGCAGCCUCUUCUUUACGCUUCAGAUGUGCAUGACUACUUCAACCAGUCGCGGUGGACGUAUAUGGGUGUUGCACUGAAUGCGGCGUACAACGCACUGCUCUACCCCUUCACGUUUACGACCUCGGAGAGCGUGUUGGACGAGAUGGAGAAGCACCUGCAGUUUAUUGCACCGGAGGAGCGGGAGGAGGUGUUGCGUGCCUUCGUGAUCGAAGGCGAGGGUGGCGACGACAAUGGGUUUGAAAUCCGGGGGAGGGACUCUAGCGGAGAAAGCACAACGGAAGACUCCGCACAACGUGCGUCAAGCGCGGCAGAACAACAAGCACCUCCGCACGCGCUGUUCAUGAACGUUGUUGCUGGCGAAGAGACAACAUCGGUGUCCGAUUUUGUGGAAGGCUUUGCAAAGAGUAUUCCCCUUCGGGAGCACUUCAUUGCGUGCCAGCUGUUCAGCUUUACGCUGGAGUCCGGCAUGCCGGAGGGGUUCUCGCUGAUUCUCUACGAAGCGGCCGACCGCGGCAACCCAUUUCUGCGCGAUGUGGCGAACUACCUUGCCGACGCCGUCUUCGGCCGGUGGACAGCCAGUGUGUGGACGGAGCACCACCUCAGUGCGCAGUGGCAGCGCGAGAAGAGCGAGCUCGCCAUCGACGGAUCAAUCCUCUCGCUGAACACCCGUUCUCCCUUCGGCUACGCCUCGCUGGAGGGGCGUCAGGAGUUAUUUGCGCGACUCAGCCGUUGGAGGGCGGCCACGGCUGCUGCUGCCGCCGCUGCAGCAAACCAGAGUGGCCUGUCCGCGGCGCGUGAUCAGCUACUUUGGUGCGCUGGAUUCCUGACGCGCAAGGCCUACUACGGCUCUGCGCAGAUUUAUCCGUUGGGGUACGAGGGCGCUCUCUACCCCGCGGCGGACCUGGCAUGCUUGGCGGAGCUGAACCAGCUUGUUGCUUCGCAUGGCGGACCCGCCGGUACGAAGGCAAAGUGGAGCAAGACGCAGUGGCGACAGGCGCAGAGGAACGGCACCGACCUGCUGCGCGAUUUGGGCGAUCGUCUGGCGUACGACUACGGCCUAAUUGAGCGGCCCCCGGCGCGUCACUUUGCAUUGUCGGAGAACGAGUUCCGCCGCAACGUGUCAAACCGCGACACGGCGACGGAGGCGGUAGACCGCCAGCACGCGCCCCUCAAGCGUUUUAUGCGUGUCUCGACGCAGCUUGUGGAGCCGUGGAAUCGGCGAUCGCGCCAGAUCGACGUGGAGUCGUUAGGAUACGGCGAGGGUGUCUACUACAACGGUCGUCUGCAUCGCGUGAGCGGCUACCGCUGGGGGUCUAUGAUGCAGUCUUGGUGGCUCUGGGUGCGCCAUUUCUUUCCAUGA